UCGCGGAAAAAAACAAAACCCAGCAGCAAAAAUAAACUUCAGUGUUUAAAGUUGAAGCUUUUUCAAGUUUUUGUGGCGUUGGGUCGGAGGAAAAGUCAAAGAUGGGGAAAGAAAUUGAAACUUCUCCCUCUUUGUGGCAGUGAAAGUUAUUCCAAAUAGAGAGGUAAAGUAAAUUAAUGGAAAGUGGAGGAUUGGGAUUGACCUAACAAAUUGUAUAUUUUAUCAUAUAUAUGAAAUCUUGUGUUGGUAUUUAUAUUUUAGUGGAGCCCAUUUGAGGGGUUGCAUAUGGGCAUUGCUGGCUUCGAGCAAUCUCUGUGUUCGUCUUCUUAUAAAGGGGAUUGUCAGCGGAGAAAGAGGAUUAUUAGAGACGGAGGAUCAAGAGACUUCUACUAUUUUCGUUUUUGUUCUCUUCAUCAAACAAGAUUCUGGGGCUUCUUCUUCUUCUUCUUCUUCUUCUUCUUCUUCUUGUGUAGUUUCUGAGUAUAUUAUUGCCUGUGACAUUAGGAACAAGUUUUGGGAAGGAACUGGGACCAGUAAAAAACCCAUUUUCCUCUUUUGGGGAUGAUGGAUCUGUCGAUCUAACAAUUUUACUCGCACAUGUAUUGCUGUGUCUCUUUUAGAUCUCCGUCAUUUUCAUUUGGUAUCAUCCAGUAGAAGCUGACCCCAACUGGCCAGAAUAGCCUAAUUACAGGAAGGAUUUUGAGGUAGGAUUGGUGUUAGCAUCCAUUUUGGAUGUGGAGGAGGAAUUGGAGGCAGGCUCUGGUGCAAUGAGGGAUGUUAUCAAGCUUGAUGGACUUUCUGAGGGCCUGCUGGCAGCCAUCUGCUAAUCGUCGCCGCCAUCAUCGGGGUGGUGGUUCUGAUUCAGUUGGCUGCCAAGAUGGGUUACUUUGGUACAAGGACCAUGGCCACCACAUCAAUGGAGAGUUCUCAAUGGCUGUUGUCCAGGCCAACAAUUUACUUGAGGAUCAGAGCCAGCUCGAGUCUGGCCCGUUGAGCUUGCUCGAGUCUGGACCCUAUGGAACCUUUGUAGGAAUAUACGAUGGCCAUGGCGGCCCCGAGACGUCACGGUUUGUAUGUGAUAACUUGUUCCAGCAUCUCAAGGUGUUCGCCACGGAAGAAAAGACAAUGUCUGUGGAUGUGAUAAAGAAAGCAUUCCAAGCAACAGAAGAUGGGUUUCUCUCUCUUGUCACCAAGCAAUGGCCUCUGAAUCCCCAGAUUGCGGCUGUUGGUUCUUGCUGCCUGGUUGGUGUGAUUUGUGGCGGGAUGCUCUACAUUGCCAACCUCGGCGAUUCCCGAGCUGUGCUGGGAAGGCUCGUACGGUCUACCGGGGAAGUUCUUCCAAUUCAGCUGUCAGCAGAGCACAAUGUCAGCAUACAAUCCGUCCGCCAGGAGAUGCAGUCUAUGCACCCUGAUGACUCCCACAUAGUAGUGUUGAAGCAUAAUGUAUGGCGUGUAAAGGGCUUGAUUCAGAUAUCUCGAUCAAUCGGAGACGUAUAUCUCAAAAAGCCAGAAUUUAACCGGGAGCCUUUGUAUGCGAAGUUUCGACUCCGAGAACCCUUCAGUAAGCCUAUUCUGAGCUCGGAACCAGCAAUCUCUGUCCACGAACUCGAUGUGAACGAUGAAUUUAUCAUAUUUGCUUCUGAUGGGCUGUGGGAGCACCUUAGCAACCAGGAUGCAGUUGAUAUAGUUCACAAGCAUCCUCACAGUGGAAGUGCAAGGAGGCUGGUGAAAGCGGCGAUGCAGGAAGCAGCAAAGAAACGGGAAAUGCGAUACUCGGACUUGAAGAAGAUCGACCGUGGGGUUCGGCGCCAUUUUCACGACGACACAACGGUGAUCGUGGUGUUUCUGGGGUCGAGGGCAGGGGGGAGGAGCCCUGUUGUGUCAGUGAGAGGGGGAGGAGUGAAUCUAUCUGCAAAGUCGCUGGCUCCAUCAGAGCAGAGCUCAACUCCAUGAAUGAAAAUAAUCAAAGCUUUCGAGUUUUUGAGUGCCCUCCUCUGGGAUUCAGUGACCCCACCAAGUUGUAUAUCAAGGAGAGAUGAGAGAAGGUUCACUUCAUUGUUUAAAUGCUCAGCUCAGCUCAGCUCAGCUCAGCCCAGUGUAACAUUUUUAUGUCUUUUUAACUUUCUAAUUCUAAGAACUUCUGAUGAAACUACACUCAAAAUCUGGCAAUACAGCUUCACACGUUGGGAGAUUCUUUC
Molecule: messenger RNA, 2198 nt
Organism: Momordica charantia (bitter melon)
Lineage: Eukaryota; Viridiplantae; Streptophyta; Magnoliopsida; Cucurbitales; Cucurbitaceae
Product: putative protein phosphatase 2C 46
Biological process (GO): protein dephosphorylation
Molecular function (GO): protein serine/threonine phosphatase activity; cation binding
Source: RefSeq, a predicted model, not a curated record